Molecule: messenger RNA, 1629 nt
Organism: Meira miltonrushii
Lineage: Eukaryota; Fungi; Basidiomycota; Exobasidiomycetes; Exobasidiales; Brachybasidiaceae
Product: MFS general substrate transporter
Exons: 2
Coding region: 1-1629 (542 amino acids)
Biological process (GO): transmembrane transport
Molecular function (GO): transmembrane transporter activity
Source: RefSeq, a predicted model, not a curated record
AUGAUCAACACAUCACAUGAAGAACCUCAACAGCCGACUGAUCAAUCACAACAGCAGCCACAAACCAAUGAAGGAUUUGCAGGAGGACUACAGCUAUCCAUAACAAAGAGUGAAGGUGGAUAUAUCUAUAUCGAAUUCCCAGAAGGAGAUCCACAGAACCCAAUGAACUGGUCAUUACCGAAAAAGAUUGUUACACUUAUUUGUACAUUCUUCUUUGCUGGUUCAACAGCAAUUAACGGGACAGGUUUCAAUUCAAUGCAAGAACAAGUGAUGGAAACUUUUAACAUUUCACAAACGGUUUUCUUGUUGGGUAAUUUACUCUAUUUGAGUAUCGGUGUUGCAUUUACACCAUUACUAUUAGCACCUCUAUCAGAAAUUUUUGGAAGACAACCAAUCUUUAUGAGUUCAGCCGCAAUCUUUGGAUUGUUAUACAUUCCUGCCGCUUUGACACCAACGUUUGCCGGUUUCUUGAUCGUUCGUUUCUUACAAGGUUGCGUUGCAUCCGUUGGAAAUUCUAUGGUCGGAGGAACAGUUUCGGAUAUUUUUCCUUCCAAGAAACGUGGUUUACCGAUGAGCUUGUUCGCUCUUUCGAUUUAUGUUGGACAGGCUAUUGGACCUUUCACCGUUUCAUAUACCGUAGCAAAUCCUAAACUUGGUUGGAGAUGGGUUUUUGCUUGGCAAGGCUUUAUUGGCGCUUUGGUCUUCGUUUUGAUGGCUGUCUUUCUUCGUGAAACACGAGGACCUGUUCUUUUGAGUAGACGGGCACGCUCACUGACAAAAUCCGAUCCACAAAGGCGACAAUACAAAUGUUCAGCAGAUGAUGAUCGAGUUAGUUUCUGGAAAGCGGUAAAAAUAAGUCUUUCACGUCCUGCAUGGUGGCUAAUAAGUGAACCAAUCGUAACAAGUUUCUCACUUUGGAUUGGAUUUUUGUGGGGUUGCAUUUUCCUUUUGUUGGAAAGUGUUCCGAUCGUUUUUGAUGUUUAUGGUUGGACAGAUCCACAAAAGUCACUCGUUCUUCUAUCCUUAGCCGUCGGUGCAUUCUUUGCAUGGCUAUGCAACUUCCACCAAGAAAGACUGUAUGCCAGAGCAGUGGCAAAAGCAGCCCCGGAAAAAGUGGCUCCCGAAGCAAGAUUAUAUUAUGCAUGCUUGGGCGGAAUACUUGCACCGAUUGGAUUUUUCAUCUUUGCAUGGACAGGUAGAGCAGGCAUUCAUCCUGCUGCUCCGAUCAUUGGAUUGGUUAUAUUUGCAGGUGCAUCAUUUUGGAUUUAUUUGGCAGUAUUCACAUACAUUGCCGAAUGUUAUGAAAUUUAUGCAAGUUCAGGAUUAGCUGCACAAUCAUGGCUAAGAAACGUCUUGGCAGGUUCUUUUCCUCUUUUCGCAACCGGAAUGUAUCACAACCUCACACCGCCAAUCGCAUCAACCGUUUUAGGCGUCAUUGCUGCCGUCUUAGGAGUUUGUCCUUUCAUGCUCUUUUUCGUUGGCGGUAAAAUUCGAUCAAAGAGUAAAGUUGCAAAAGCAUUGGCAGCGGAAGAAGAACAAAGGAUGAUCAAGAUGAAACAAGAACGCGAAAGAAACGAAAGAAGGGCAGCAAGACGAAAAAACGUUACGGGAGACGUAGAGAAAGCCUAA